UAUAAGGAGAAGACGACCUCCUACACUGGAAUUAUCUACAGGGAGACUGAGGACUCAGAGUUGCUGAACAUAAUUCCGAUGGAAUAUUUCAAUAAUAUUGAGCCAAGUGAUGAGUUUCAAGAUCAUGUUAUCCUUCUAGCUUUCAAUAUAGGCCUUACUAUAUCAGUUACCAGCGGAUUUAUGAUGUUUAAAAGUGAAGACACAAAGCUUUUUUGUUUCUGUCUUAUUUUCUUUGGAAUAUGGAUAAUAGUUACUCAGAUGGUGGAGUACAUAGAAAAUGAAGACAGUACUGAGGAACAUGCAGAUCUCCAGGAUGAUAUGGCAAGAUGUAUGGCUGUGUUUAUAGGUGCGCUGAUGAUUAUGAUUUCGUUCUUCCUGUUGCUUGUUACUAGCGAAAGCUGAUGUUAAACAUAUUGUAAAAUUGUUAAAAAUGUAUUAUACGAAAUUGUUACUUACUUGCUUAAUUCAUCUCUUUAUCCUUACAGUAAAAGGUUCAAGCUUUUUUAGAUUUAAUUUUGUCCCGAGCUUUAGUGUUAUAGGUAAUUUUAUGAAAAGUGUGUGUACUUG
Eurytemora carolleeae is the source of this 567-nucleotide messenger RNA. RefSeq lists its product as uncharacterized. The record is from RefSeq and is a predicted model, not a curated record. Bases 79 to 402 code for a protein of 107 amino acids. Lineage: Eukaryota; Metazoa; Arthropoda; Copepoda; Calanoida; Temoridae. The transcript has 6 exons.